Molecule: messenger RNA, 1128 nt
Organism: Effrenium voratum
Lineage: Eukaryota; Dinophyceae; Suessiales; Symbiodiniaceae
Source: the annotation of a GenBank genome assembly
AUGCCCGAUGAACAGAGUCCCAGGUGGCCAAAGCUGCGGCAGCCUCCGGUGCCGCAGAAGGUGAAGCUGCGCAGUGGGACGCCGCCCAGGAAGAAUCCGCCCAUGGAGUAUGCCAUCCGCUCGGACGGAUUUUGGACCAGCGCCACUCUUACCCCGCGGCCUGAAAAGCGGCUGGAGAGCGAGGAGAAGCUUUGCAAGACCUUCCGAGACAGGGCUCCGCUGUCCACUCCAAAGGAGUCGGGCGCCAGUGAGCGGACAAAGAAGCGUGCCCUGAGCCGGGAGUACGCGGCGUAUGUGAGCGAGGCAGCGCAGGCGCUUCUGCCGGACGUGGCCUCCGAGAGCUGCGCCUGGAAGGCGUCCACGGGCUGCUACAAGAGCGCCCUGUUCCAGGCCUCGGUGCGAUGUCGGGAGCUGCAGCGAGACGUGGGCGAGGAGAUGGAGGAUGGCACCUUCGUGUUUCACGGCGGAUCUGAGGGCCCCGAGCUCUUCCGCUUGCAGCAAGCUUGCCUUUUGCUGGAGGAGAUUUGCAAAGUCUCCAGCCCCUUGCGCGACACCCUGCGCUUUCUGCAGCGUGAGAUCCUGAGCUGCGUGUUCGAGAACUACAAGCCAGGAGCAGACGUGCUGCAGCUCACGCCAUUUUUCGUCCUGCGGACUCACGAGCUCAGCCAGGUGGAGGUGUGCAAGCAGAGGCGGCUCGAGGCGGAGCAGGAGAUCGAAGCCUUGCAGGCCCGCCUCGACGAGGCCAAGAAGCAGGCGCAGAGCCUGAAGCAGCAGCUGCAGAAGGUGCGGCAGAACGCCCAGAAGGAGAACGAGAGCUACGAAAUGGUGGUGAGCCAGCGCAACGAGUUGCGCCAGAAAGUGGAGGGUCUGCGUGAGAGCAACGCCAUCCGCUUCGAGGAGCUACGGGAGACCAACGCCGAGCUGUCCAGCGUGCAGGCGGCCUCCUACCUGACACGCAAGGAUUUGGACCAGGCGCGGAAGGACAUGACCGCCAUGAACGUGCAGCUGAAGGAGUCCAACAGCCGGGUGGCCAUCUUGUCCAAGCGCGUCCAUGAUCUGCAGGAUGCCAUGGGACUCAUGGGCGAGGCCGCCAGCCCUAGAAUGGCCACAUCCCCCGAGCCAACGUGA